AUGACGCCAGACGACGCCACGUGGAUUCUAACAGCUUCUUUCGUCAUUUUCACUAUGCAAACAGGAUUUGGACUCCUGGAGUCGGGAGCUGUAACUAAGAAAAACGAAGUGAACAUCAUGAUGAAAAAUGCUGCUGACGUCAUCCUAGGAGGAAUAACGUACUGGAUGUUUGGAUACGGUUUUCAGUACGGAUCCAGUCCAGGAACGAAUCCGUUUAUUGGAGUAGGGUCGUUCUUUUUGGAUUCCAAUCAAGACGAAAUGGGAAUCGUUUUUGCUACGUUUAUUUUUCAGCUUUCUUUUGCUACGACUGCUACUACAAUCGCAUCGGGUGCUAUGGCUGAACGGACGGACUUUAACGCCUAUUGUAUCUUCUCUCUUGUGAAUACCCUCACAUACUGCAUCCCAGCAGGCUGGCUCUGGGGUGGCCAUGGUUUCCUUAAGAAUCUCGGCGCCAUCGACUUUGCUGGUUCUUCCGGCGUGCAUCUACUAGGAGGUUGUGCUGCUUUUGUAGCAACAGUGGUAUUGAAACCUCGUCUUCGACGUUAUGAUAAUGGAACUGCCCCUCUUCCGAUGGGAAACCCAAUCAAUGCCCUAGUUGGGACUUUUACCUUGUGGUGGGGUUGGUUAGUCUUCAACUGUGGGAGUACAUUUGGAAUUACGAACGACAAGUGGCAUUAUGCUGGACGGGCGGCGAUAACGACGAUAAACGCAUCCCUAGGGGCUGGAUUGUGUGGUAUCUUGUUUACGUAUUUUAAAAACCGGAAGUUUGAAAUUGGAGAUAUUAUUAAUUCGAUUCUUGGUGGAUUAGUAAGCAUCACAGCUGGUUGCGCUUUCUUCCGUCCUGGAGAAUCCAUCUUCAUUGGGGCAGUCGGAGGAUUGUUCGUCAUCAGUAUCCAACCGAUGUUUGACAAAAUCAAAGUCGAUGACCCCGUGGGAGCCAUCGCCGUUCACGGGGGUGGUGGUUUGUGGGGCAUGGUAGCUGUAGGGCUGUUCAUCGAGUCUGAUCCCUUACUGUAUCUGAGUAGAGGAAGAAAAGGUCUUUUCAAGGGCGGUGGGUUAUACCUCCUGGGUGUACAGCUACUAUCCUGCCUGUCUAUCGGUGUCUGGAGUGUCACUACAACAUUUUUGAUGUUAAAGGGAAUUAAUAUUUUUCGAUGUAUCCGAAUGUCGCCCGUAGAAGAGGUCUUGGGAGCAGACUACAUUGAACACAACAUACGUCACGACUGCUUCCAUUACGAAGACAUGAUGGAAGACUUAGAGAGAAAGGGGCAUCACAUACCAAAAAGAACCGACCGGGUCCCACCUCGAGAAGAGUGGGAUAGAUAUCUUGUAGAGAAAUAUAUACACGGCGCUGCAAACACGACGACCCAAGAACCAAAAACGAAACCGCCAGAACUCGACAAGUUAUUGGACAUCCUUUCGACUGCAAAGUUUCGCCAAGAACCUAAUCACCCAAGAGAAAACUGUACCAUUUUGUGA
Limulus polyphemus (Atlantic horseshoe crab) is the source of this 1479-nucleotide messenger RNA. Its product is annotated as putative ammonium transporter 3. NCBI's taxonomy places the organism in Eukaryota, Metazoa, Arthropoda, Merostomata, Xiphosura, Limulidae. The record is from RefSeq and is a predicted model, not a curated record. The coding region runs from base 1 to 1479 and encodes 492 amino acids. The transcript has 7 exons. Gene Ontology annotation, biological process: ammonium homeostasis; ammonium transmembrane transport. Gene Ontology annotation, cellular component: membrane. Gene Ontology annotation, molecular function: ammonium channel activity.